ACAGCGUGUCCGGCCAAACCAAACAGUUCAUUAUAAUAUUUUUUAAUAAUUAGUAAAUAUUUCGAUUUUCAAAAUGAAAUUUGUUGUAGAAAAUAUUAGUAAGUCUUCGGGACGCCUGGGGCAUUUAGUACAAGCGGAAACGGGCAAGCGUUUUCGCACACCAUUGCUAGUACAAACAACUAAAGCGGGAAGCAUUCCAUAUCUCAGUCGGGAGGUAUUUGAUUAUAUUACCAAAGAGACGCCAGCUUUACAGUUUUCAUUAUCUACCAUCAAUCAUAUGACGGAAUCACUUAAACUGUUUAAUGGCACACUUGGCGCAUAUGUAGGCUAUCCAGAAUGUUUGUCAUUAUUGUUGAUCAGGGACACUUGUACGACAACACCGAGCGGACAUAAUGACAAAGAUAUAAUGCCACUUUUCACGAGAAGGGGAAAGGAAAUGCUGACAGCGACAAGUUAUAUGGAUGCAGUAGAAGUUCUUAAACCAGAUAUAUAUCAAGGACUUUGUGAUGCUGAUACCAAUUUAGAUAGCUCCAAAAAGCGCAUAACGAAGUCUGUAGAUAGAACAGCACAAUUUAUGGAUCUUUGUUAUGAGCGACAUCAAAACUCGACAGUAUUAAACAAAACCGCUUUAUUCGUGCCCAUCGUUGGAGGCUACAGCACGUUUGCACGUUCCGAUUCUAUCAAACAUGCGAAGGCGAAAGGUGAAAGUAUUACGAGUGGUUAUAUUUUUGAGGGAUUUCACAACAACGGACUCACUGCCACAGAAGUGGAUGUUGACCAGCUCGUUAAAGUGAUGGCGCAUAGUUUGAAUGAACUAAACGUUGAGAAACCCAAAAUGAUGCCGGGCGCGUAUACACCACCCGCAAUGUUGGAAUUAAUUUCCCUAGGUGUGGAUAUAUUCGACACAUCAUAUGCAUUCUGCGCUGCCUCCAAUUUCAAAGUGCUAACGUUCAAUUUUGAUUACACAAAAACUGAAAAUGGAAACGGUUCGCCAUUUUUGGACCUAACUGCUGAUAGUUUGAAGGAGGACUUUACACCUCUACUGACAGAUUGCGAUUGCCUAACGUGCAAGAAACAUACGCGCGCUUACUUAUAUCAUCUUUAUAACACAAAAGAAAUGGCUGGACCUAUUCUGAUUAUGAUACAUAACUUGCACCACAUGAUGCAAUUUUUCAAUACAAUUUGUAAUUGUAUAGCUGACGACAAACUACCUGAUUUGGUUAAACUAGUUAAAUAUCAAGGACACGAUGCGGCACUCGAUUAUAGUAUUAAGCUCAAUACUAAAGCAAUUAGUCGAAAUGACCAGGGAAAAAGUUUUACAGUAGCUAAAGAUGAUCAAUAAAUUUAAUUUCAUAAAUUUAUUUAAUAUUAA
This is a messenger RNA of Bactrocera tryoni, 1372 nucleotides long. Its product is annotated as queuine tRNA-ribosyltransferase accessory subunit 2. The record is from RefSeq and is a predicted model, not a curated record. The coding region runs from base 74 to 1342 and encodes 422 amino acids. Lineage: Eukaryota; Metazoa; Arthropoda; Insecta; Diptera; Tephritidae. The transcript is spliced from 6 exons. Gene Ontology annotation, molecular function: tRNA-guanosine(34) queuine transglycosylase activity.